Messenger RNA from Candida albicans SC5314, 891 nucleotides. Its product is annotated as serine/threonine protein kinase. NCBI's taxonomy places the organism in Eukaryota, Fungi, Ascomycota, Pichiomycetes, Serinales, Debaryomycetaceae. The transcript has a single exon. The record is from RefSeq and is a predicted model, not a curated record. Gene Ontology annotation, molecular function: protein serine/threonine kinase activity; ATP binding. Gene Ontology annotation, biological process: protein phosphorylation. The coding region runs from base 1 to 891 and encodes 296 amino acids. Gene Ontology annotation, cellular component: nucleus; cytosol; EKC/KEOPS complex.
AUGACAGAUCACCUAAUUGCUAAAGUACAAGAACAUGUACCUAACAUUCCAUUGAAAAUAAUAUCACAAGGUGCAGAAGCACUAGUUUUUGAAACAUCAGUUCACCCGUACUACAACUACAAUUCGAGUGAAAAACACCAUGAGUCACCUUCUUUGCACAAUCAUACAACAUUUAUAAUAAAAUAUCGUCCCACGAAACCCUAUCGUCACCCUAAAAUAGAUUUGCAAAUUAAUAAAUCACGAACUAUUGGCGAAGUUAAGUUUAUGUAUAAACUCUCAAAAUUAAACAUUGCCUGUCCUAAUAUCAUUCUGACAGAUUUUAAUAACGGUAUCAUAUGGAUGGAAUGUCUUGGAUCAAAAUUGCCCAAUGGCACAAUAAGUUCAUUUAAGAAUUGGUUAUGGUAUUUAGAAAGUCAAGAGAAAGAGGAUCCCAGUAUAAACCUCCAUGACGAUGACCAAGUCGAAUUGGUUUGUCAAAAAGUUGGACAAUUGAUAGGUCGAUUACAUUUAAACGAUAUGAUUCAUGGCGAUUUAACUUCAUCAAACAUAAUUUUAACAGAGGUGGAUACUAAGAAAAAUGAAGAUACAGAUGCCAAUAAUAGUUCAGUUUAUUUUGAACCGGCGUUGAUUGAUUUUGGUUUAUCUUCAUUUUCAGGAUUAGCAGAAGAUAAGGCUGUUGAUCUAUAUGUUUUGGAGAGAGCAAUUCUAAGUACCCAUUCAAACUAUGCCGAUAAACUUAAUGGCUGGCUAUUAGAAGGAUACCAACAAAUCCAUGAUUCUAUUGAAUUCAAUAAAACCAAACAACAAUUAGGUAAACUGAAAUUAAAAGAUACGAUUAAAAGACUAGAAGAUGUCCGUUUAAGAGGAAGAAAAAGAAGUAUGUUGGGUUGA